AUGGACAUGCAGCAGGUUGUAAUGACCGACACCCCGCAGCGGUCAGAAACAAACUUGAAAGGAUUCUCCUGUCUAAGUUGCCGCCAGCGCAAAGUCAGAUGUGACAGGCGAACUCCGUGUCUCAACUGCGUGAAAGCGGAGAGGCAAUGCAGCUUCGUUGCCCCGGUUCGUGGCAAGAGGAAGCGGACGAAGCCUCCGCGAGAGACGCUCCAUGCGCGGGUGAAACGAUACGAGGAGAUGCUCAGGGCGUACGGCGCCAAGAUUGAGCCUUGUGAUGACUCUGAUGUGUCUGAAUCGGAAACAGAGCCUCGAACCAUUACGCCCGAGUCGAGUGAAGGCAUGUCGGCGAUGAGGAUACAAGGGUGUUGCAUAAUGCCUGAAGAUAUCAAACCAAAGUUUAUCAUGAAAGAGGGUGCAUCGAGAUACUUUGAUAGUGCCCUCUGGUCCAACUUGUCAGACGAUUUUCAACAUCCAGAGUCCACUAAUUUCAACGAUGUGGGAGAGGCCGUGCCUAUCGAGCAAGACAACCACAUCGAUGAAGGCGGGUUAUUCUUUGAACAGGAACACACUGACAAGAUUGAAAACCUUUCGAAGCUGCACGCAACCCCGCAGCUUCUCUCAAAAUUGAAAGAGAUUUAUGCUGAUCGGGUGGAUCCUAUGAUGAAAAUCCUGCAUCUUCCUACGUUUUGGGUUGCAGUGACGAAUGCGCUUCGACACCCUGACAACAUGCCCAAGAGCCUGGAGUCGCUCAUCUUUGCCUUUUACCUGGUUACCAUCAGCUCGUUGAAGGAGGAUGAAUGCCAGACUUUGUUUGGGACGUCACUGUCGGCCAUGAUGUCUCGCUAUCGCGUUGCGACUCGACAAGCCUUGAUAAAUGCCAGGUUCGUGUCUACAUCGAAUCUCAUGACACUCCAAGCGUUUAGUAUCUUUACAGUUUGCGUCAGAAACACGUAUCGAUGCGACACUCUCUACAUCCUAUCAGGCGUGGCUAUUCGCCUCGCUCGAAAAAUGGGCCUUCAUCGAGAUGGCACGUUCCUCGGACUCUCUCCCUUUGAAACAGAAAUGCGAAGGCGCCUUUGGUGGCACCUUGCUCAUGUUGACUGUCGCACGGCUGAUGUGAUGGGCACCAAGCCGUCUCCAGAAAUAUCCAGCGGUGAUACACAGAAGCCCAUCAACGUGGACGACGAAGAACUCUACCCAGACAUGAAGAGUCUGCCAGCCGAGCGCAACGGCAUUACUGGAAUUUCUCUUUGCCUGCUCAAAUGCGAGAUUAUGGAGACUUUGUGCAAGUUUGCAAGCCCGUAUCCCACUGAUUUGCGCUGGGAAAUGCUCUACAACCCCGAUAUUUCGGUUGCCAGAAAGGACAACCUCAUAGACGCUGUUGAAGAUCAUCUGGAAAAGAAGUACCUGCGGUACUGCGAUCUCGCGAAUUCACUACACACCUUCAUUUCUGUCAUGAUCCGAUCAGCAAUAUGCAAGAUGAGGCUUUUUGCUCACAAUCUUCGGCAAUUCGCCCAUCAUUCCGCCAAGGCCACCCAAAAAGACCAUGACAUAUCAUUCUUCAACGCCAUGAAACUAUUAGAAUACGCGAAUCUGAUACAGGGCGGCCACAUGGGUGUCGACAAGUACAUGUGGCAGAUUGGCACCAGUUACCUAUGGAACACGAUGCUCUACCUUCUCAUCGAAGUUCGCAGCCGCAAAACGGGACCUGAUGUCGAAAGAGCCUGGCAGCUGAUUGCAAUCGUGUUUACACGGUGCCCCGAAGUGUUGGAGGAAUUCACCGGGUCCGUCUAUGUGGCGCUGGGUAAAUGGACAAUCGAGGUCUGGGAUAGUUACAUCGCAGCUUCGAAAGCAGAGGGCCUUCCAGAGCCAGCGACGCCCGACUAUAUCAAUGAGAUUCGGGAGUGGCAGAGGCUCAAGAUGGAAUCUGAAGCCGCGGCGAAGAAGGACAAGGCAGAGGCGAGGCCCGUGACUCGGCAUUCGAAUGUUUAUGAGAAAUUCUCGUAUGCAGACUAUCUUGAUACGGGGUUUUCGGAAUCACAGUAUUUCCCAAACUUGUUUUCUUUUGAAACUGAUCCGAAUCAGUGGUUGCAGUGGGAACAAAUGGUGACGGAACAGGGGCUUCCGAGUUGA
Molecule: messenger RNA, 2133 nt
Organism: Trichoderma aggressivum f. europaeum
Lineage: Eukaryota; Fungi; Ascomycota; Sordariomycetes; Hypocreales; Hypocreaceae
Product: transcriptional regulator family: Fungal Specific TF
Exons: 4
Coding region: 1-2133 (710 amino acids)
Biological process (GO): regulation of DNA-templated transcription; DNA-templated transcription
Molecular function (GO): zinc ion binding; DNA-binding transcription factor activity, RNA polymerase II-specific; DNA binding
Source: RefSeq, a predicted model, not a curated record